Pieris brassicae (large cabbage white) is the source of this 572-nucleotide messenger RNA. RefSeq lists its product as uncharacterized. Bases 44 to 523 code for a protein of 159 amino acids. Lineage: Eukaryota; Metazoa; Arthropoda; Insecta; Lepidoptera; Pieridae. The record is from RefSeq and is a predicted model, not a curated record. The transcript is spliced from 2 exons.
UAUAAGAGAUAGUUUUAAUUGUUGAGUUAUGUUCAGUUGAAAAAUGGGUUCAACACUACAUCUAGCAACUUUCUUCGUGGCAUUCUUUGUUGGCGUACAGUGCUUCGGCUUGCACAGACCGAUGCCACACACUUACCAGCCAGAGCCGUGUUCUUCAUCAUGUGAAGAGAUAAAGACUCUGCUAAAUCUUGCCCGUCUUCUGGAUGAUGAAGAAAAACCGAAAAGUAAAGCGUUCAACCCGGAGGAUUUGAUUAUGAAAUUGGUCAAUGCUCUCGUUAUAACUUCAACGGCGCAAAAUAAAUGCAAUUGCGAUUAUGGUUAUAAUGGUAGAUCAGAAUACUCGGGAGGGCGAGGAACAGCAUCUAGAGGACAAAGAGAUGGCUUAGUCAACCUGGACCUAUUGAACCCAAACAAUCCUAACAAUGUCGCUCAAUUGGAUCUUGGGAAGCAAACCAUUGCUGGAGUCGGUCUCGGAGACACCACUAAUGGAGUCAUCGGUGGAGCGCUCAAAGAUCUUCUGUAGUAUUUUUAGUUAUUCUUACAAUCAAUGUAACAAUACAAAUAUGUACCUC